Messenger RNA from Molossus molossus (Pallas's mastiff bat), 1107 nucleotides. RefSeq names its product gap junction protein beta 6 (gene GJB6). The coding region runs from base 62 to 844 and encodes 260 amino acids. The record is from RefSeq and is a predicted model, not a curated record. The transcript has 2 exons. Gene Ontology annotation, biological process: cell communication. Lineage: Eukaryota; Metazoa; Chordata; Mammalia; Chiroptera; Molossidae. Gene Ontology annotation, cellular component: connexin complex.
GCCCAGACCCCGCGCCCAGACCCGCGCCGCCACGGUGCCCGAGCAGGAAUAAACCAACACAAUGGAUUGGGGUACCCUCCACACGUUCAUCGGGGGUGUGAACAAACACUCCACCAGCAUUGGGAAAGUGUGGAUCACUGUCAUCUUCAUCUUUCGUGUCAUGAUCCUCGUGGUGGCCGCUCAGGAAGUGUGGGGUGAUGAGCAGGAAGACUUUGUCUGCAACACUUUGCAACCGGGAUGCAAAAAUGUGUGCUAUGACCACUUCUUCCCAGUGUCCCACAUCCGGCUGUGGGCCCUGCAGCUCAUCUUCGUCUCCACCCCUGCCCUGCUUGUGGCCAUGCACGUUGCCUACUAUCGGCAUGAGGCCGCCCGCAAAUUUAGACGAGGAGAGAAGAGAAAUGAAUUCAGAGACUUGGAAGACAUUAAAAAGCAGAAGGUUCGGAUCGAGGGAGCCCUGUGGUGGACGUACACCAGCAGCAUAUUUUUCCGAAUCAUCUUCGAAGCCUCCUUUAUGUACGUGUUUUACUUCCUGUACAAUGGGUACCACCUGCCCUGGGUGCUGAAAUGUGGGAUUGAUCCUUGCCCCAACCUUGUUGACUGCUUCAUCUCCAGACCUACGGAGAAAACCGUGUUCACCAUUUUUAUGAUCUCUGCCUCGGUGAUUUGCAUGCUGCUCAAUGUGGCCGAGUUGUGCUACCUGCUGCUGAAAGUGUGUUUCCGAUCAAAAAGAGCCCAGACACAAAGAAACCACCCCAAUCAUGCCCUAAAGGAGAGUAAGCAAAAUGAAAUGAAUGAGCUGAUUUCAGAUAGUGGUCCAAAUGCAACCACUGGCUUUCCAAGUUAGACAUUUUAAAGUGUGAUGUAGCCAGCUCCUAACAAAACUGGUGUCUUCUCCUAAGGACCCUCUCUCUAGACUAGAGACUUUCAUAAUACAUAGAUACUUGAGUUGAUGUUUCAUAGAAUAAUUGUGCCAUUAAUAUGCAACAUGAUCACAUAUGUGGUCCAUCUCUGAAAACUAAGUCAGGUUGACAACCUUGCCCGGAAGCUCUUUUUACACAUCUGUUUUAAGUGGACCAUCUGACACCAAGUAUUUCCUGAGAACUUAAG